AUAACGUGACGCAGCCUGUCAGUGCUGCUGUUGGCUGCUCAAAGUUCACUUCACGUCUCGGUAGUUUUAAGUUGUCAAGUGGGACUCUGCUUCAGCCUGCACGCUUUGUCGCUUUUGUGGUGUUGUCAUAUAGCUCCUGCACGAACACUUUGCCCAGCGUGAACAGGCCACAGCAGGCUAAUAUGUCCAUUUUCUUACCACCCCUGGGUUUUAGCCUAAUUGAUACGUGGUUUAUGUAGUUCACUAUAAAUGCAAUGAGUCCAGGGCAUUUAUAGUUAACUACUCAGAUGUCUGGAGUCUACUGAGACAAGCACUGUACAGGGUUCCUGAUGGACAGUCUGAACUCUGUGACCAGUGAUAUCUAAUACAACUGUAGCUAUACAGUGUAUUCCAUUAUAGUAACACACACCCCAACAUCACCAUUUUCAAAAUCAGAACAUCCAUAUGUUUCAUCAGACUGAACACAUAUUGAUGGAAUAAGAGACGGUGUCUCUUGCAUUGCGGUCAGUGGAACACUGCAUAACCUUUCAAUACAAGUGGAUGUUCAAACACAGCCUGUACUCUUUACAUAUUUUAAAUGAUAUGGCUUGCCUGACCUGGCCCUUAUGGGAUGGACAGUCUCUGGAGGGAUGCUAAACCGAACUGAGCAUAGAGGCAUGUGCAGGCUGCUAUCGUCAAUGAUGUCUGGAACUGAGCCACAUACCGACAGAGAGGAGGACUACAGGUUUCUCCACAGCAUGUUGAUGGAGAAGAAGCUUCACUUGCUCUUCAAGAUUCACGAGCAACUGAAGCGUUUUGAGAAGCGAAGCCCCGUCCCCGUCCAGGAGCACGCAGUGAAUCUGGCCUCAAGUUUGGCAGAGGAACUCAUAUACCAGGGUUGGAGAGAGGAAGUCAAAGAGCUGCUUGCCCUCAUUUCCAAACCCCACUUUCAGAGUCUCCUGCAUGUCCAUGACGCUGUAGCUCAGAGAGACUUUGAGCCUGUUCUGCCACCCAUACCUGAUGACGCACUGGAGGACGAGGAAGAUUCGGUCAAAAUUGUCAGUUUGGUCAAAACCAAAGAGCCUCUGGGAGCAACAAUUAAGAGGGAUACAUCCACCGGGGCUAUUGUUGUGGCGAGGAUCAUGAGAGGAGGCGCAGCUGACAAAAGCGGCCUCAUCCAUGAAGGCGAUGAGCUGAAAGAGGUGAAUGGAGUCUCACUAGAGCACAGGAAGCCAAAGGAAAUCCUUCCUCUGCUGGCUCGCUCUAAGGAUGAAGUCAGGUUCAAAAUUAUUCCUGCAUACUCCAGGGAAGAAAUGUCAACAACUAAGCAAAAGCUGUUUGUGCGAGCUCUGUUUGACUAUGAUCCCAAUCAAGAUCCUAGCAUUCCAUGCAAGGACGCUGCACUCGCCUUUAAAAGGGGUGACGUCCUCCAGAUUGUCAGCAUGGAGGAUGACACCUGGUGGCAGGCCUGUCACCUCGAGGACAGCAACGGUGGAGCUGGGCUCAUCCCCUCGAAGGAGCUGCAUGAAAGAAGAGUCGCUCUACAGCGACCCAAAGCUCUGUUCCAGCCUCGGAGAGUCAAGCCACCAGAGGAGGAGGAAGUUUUUCCAGUCACGGAGGAUGCAGACUAUAGAGCUAUAACAGGGAUCCAUGUUGCUGGUUUAAGAAGGAGUUUCCGUCUUGGUAGAAAGAGCAGCUGGGCCAAAGAAGCUGCUCGGUUCAGGAGAUGGAGCGCCGGGGUACACAGCUCAAUUUGUCCACCUACCUACAUAAAGGUGAUCCCCUACCACAGGGAGCCAAAGGACAGACAUCGAGUGGUCAUCCUGGUUGGGCCCAGCGGCGUUGGCGUUAAUGAACUGAAGAGGAGGCUGCUGAUCUCCGACCCCGACCGCUAUGGCGUCACCGUACCCCACACCACACGGGAGAAGAGAAGGCAGGAAAGCGAAGGUGUGGAUUAUCAUUUUGUGUCAGUCCACAUGUUUGAAGAGCUCAUUCUGAGUCACAGGUUUAUUGAGUAUGGGAGUUACAGAGGUCACUACUAUGGAACAAGUCUAGACUCUGUGCACAGAGUGAUGGCAGAGGGCAAGGUCUGCCUCCUGGAUGCUCACCCCAGUAAAAUAAAGCGUGUGUACACGUCAGAAUUUAAACCAUACGUGGUGUUUGUCAAGCCACCGCGCAUAGAGGAGCUACGCCUCACCAGACGGAGAGCUAAAUUUGUCCGCGAUGAAGAGGAUACUAACCAAGUCAGGAUCUUUUCAGAGGCGGAUUUUGAGGACAUGAUUGACUUGGCCGAAAACAUGGAGCGCCAGUACGGUCACCUGUUUGACAAGGUGAUUGUUAACGCAGAUAUCGCCUCUGCGUUCAGAGAGCUGAGGUCAGACCUCGAGAAGAUUCAGGAGGCACGGGUCCAGUGGGUGCCUACAGAGUGGAGCUGCUCCUCACCAACAAAAGCACGGAGAAGCUGUAGUCAUCUGCCCAGCUGGAUUUGAGAUUUAUAUAUGAAUUUGCAGAAGAAGAACAAGAAGAAGGGGGAAAAAAGGAAACUCUCCAGAGCUUGUGGCUGAGUGUAAUGCCUCCCUGCCAAGUCGCAAACAUCAGCAUGUAAUUAUUCUGACAGCUGCUGCACUUCAAUUAACUGUAAUGUA
Oreochromis niloticus (Nile tilapia) is the source of this 2624-nucleotide messenger RNA. Its product is annotated as MAGUK p55 subfamily member 7. The transcript has 21 exons. The record is from RefSeq and is a predicted model, not a curated record. Lineage: Eukaryota; Metazoa; Chordata; Actinopteri; Cichliformes; Cichlidae. Bases 606 to 2468 code for a protein of 620 amino acids. Gene Ontology annotation, molecular function: protein binding.